Molecule: messenger RNA, 486 nt
Organism: Lodderomyces pseudojiufengensis
Lineage: Eukaryota; Fungi; Ascomycota; Pichiomycetes; Serinales; Debaryomycetaceae
Exons: 2
Coding region: 1-486 (161 amino acids)
Source: RefSeq, a predicted model, not a curated record
AUGAAAUAUAAAUCAAGACUAGUUGCUAGAGGAUUUACACAAAGAGCAAAUCAUGAAUUCGAUUGGACAGAAUUAUAUGCUCCAGUUACUACUUUAACUAAUAUAAGAAUACUACUAAAUUUAGCAAUUAAUAAAGAUUAUAAAAUUCAUCAUUUAGAUAUAAAAUGUGCUUAUUUAAAUUCAAAAAUUACAAGUCCAGAAGAUAUUUAUAUGUAUGCACCAACUGGAAUUUCCAUAAGACAAAAUUAUUAUAAAAAAUAUAUACCAAUAAUUAAAGAUAAUGAAAAGGUCAAGGGAAGUAAAGUUUCCGUAUUUUAUAAAAAAGAGCAAGAUACAAAUUUAUUAAAUGAUCAUGAUAAUAGAAAAUAUCAAUCUAUAACAGGAUCAUUAUUAUGGGCAGCAAACAAUACUAGACCAGAUAUAUGUUUUGCUGUAUUUGUAUUUGCAUCAAAAGGUUGUAAUCCAACAAUAAAAAAACCAGACUAG